Messenger RNA from Penicillium bovifimosum, 519 nucleotides. RefSeq lists its product as uncharacterized. The transcript has 4 exons. Lineage: Eukaryota; Fungi; Ascomycota; Eurotiomycetes; Eurotiales; Aspergillaceae. Bases 1 to 519 code for a protein of 172 amino acids. The record is from RefSeq and is a predicted model, not a curated record.
AUGUCGCCGACGAUGAACAAGGUAUUAUCGUGGUUGGAUAACGUUGACUUGCCAUCGUCGCCAGAGAAGACAGGCGAUGCUUCCAACCUCGAACUGGACCAUUAUAAGACCGAGUCGCCAUCAGUCUACGCCCGGCCGCCGUCUGAUAUAGGAAGAGUAUCCGACAAGAGCGAUGCCGAUAUUCUCGAGGACGGGCUCGACCCCAUCUGGCCUGAGGUCUUCGGCAGUCAGCCCUUUGAUCAACGCAAUGCCAAUAUUCUCGAGGGCACGAUUGACUCCGUCUGGCCUGAAGUUGGAUGGCCUGUCCUUUACGUUACCCAAGAAGAUGUGGUCAGAGAUGACGCUAGUCAUCGUGCUGAGGCAGCAAGCAAACAAAAAGAUGUUGAGCAGGGUCGCAUCGUCAUGGAUACGACUCAGGACCGGAAGAUUAGCCACGAGGGGAAAAGUGCCAAAGACGAAGCAAACGACGCAGUCGACGACAGUGAUGCUAGUCAACGUGCUGAGGAAGCAAGCGAAUAA